CGUUAAUCCAAUAUGGCGGCCGUGCCAACGAAAAUACAGUAUGCUGUUUUCUUUUUCUUUCUUGUUGCGUAGAUGAUUUAGAAAACUAUUUGCUCAACCGGUAACGCAGAAUGCAAGCUAAUGAAGCWAGGUUCCUAAAAAGGAGAGUCAAAGGCGGAUCUGUUGAUGUUCACCCGACGGAAAAUGCAAUUGUGGUUAAUUAUGAAGUUGAAGCACUCAUUCUUGGCGAGAUGGGAGAACCGAUGGUCGGCGAAAGGAAGGAAUGCCAAAAAGUGAUUCGGCUCAAGAGUCUGAAUGAUACCACAAACAUUGGUGCUCUGGCAAAAGAGAUAAUUGAAAAAUGUAAACUUAUUCACCCAACCAAGUUACCUGAAGUUGAACAGCUUUUGUAUUAUCUACAGAACAGAAAAAAUAGUGCUAAAAAUAAAGAGAGAAAGUCAGAACAAAAAACAUUACAGGAAGCAGCAGCAGUAGACUUUGAAGACACUGAGAUUGAUGAGGUGGCCAAUAUCAAUGACAUUGAUGACUACAUUGAGCUUCUCUAUGAAGACAUUCCAGAAAAAAUCCGAGGCACUKCACUGAUAUUACAGAUAUCGAGAAAUCCAGACAAUCUUGAGGAAAUUGCUCAAAAUGAGACUGUGCUUGGAGCAUUGUCCAGAGUUUUGCGUGAAGACUGGAAGAAGAGCACAGAACUAACCACCAACAUUGUUUAUGUUUUCUUCUGCUUCUCGAGUUUUUCUCAAUUCCAUUCAAUAAUCAUACACUACAAAGUGGGGGCAAUGUGUAUGCAGAUUAUGGAAAGUGAAAUUGCUCGUUAUUCCUCUUGGACAGAAGAACUGGACAAGAAGAAAACAAGUAAUAACAGAAAAGAUUAUGAAAAAAGCUACAAAAAGUUUCUGGGUCUUGUUAAAAAGCAGGAGCAGCUUCUGAGAGUUAUCAUUUAUUUGCUGCUGAAUUUGGCAGAAGAUGCAAAAGUAGAGAUGAAAAUGAAAAAUAAGAACAUAGUCACCAUGCUGGUCAAGCUACUGGAAAGAGAAAAUACUGAUCUCCUGAUCAUGGUUGUCUCAUUCCUUAAAAAACUUAGUAUUUUUACUGAAAACAAAGAUGAAAUGGCUCAGUCCAACAUCAUCGAAAGAAUCAAUAAUUUGAUACCAAAUGCGAAUGAGGAUCUGCUGAAUAUCACGUUACGAUUGUUGCUGAAUCUUUCAUUUGAUUCAGGUCUAAGAGACAAAGCUGUUAAAGUAGGGCUGGUCCCCAAACUAGCUCACCUUAUAACCAAUGAUAUUCACAGUGUGGUGGUUUUGUGUAUCUUGUAUCAUAUCAGCAUGGAUGAUAGAUUUAAAUCUAUCUUUACCUAUACAGACUGCAUACCUACGGUGAUGAAAAUGAUGCUGGAGAGUCCUGGAGAAAACAUUGAACUUGAACUCAUUUCGUUGUGCAUUAAUCUUGCUGCGAAUAAAAGGAAUGCCCAGUUGAUCUGUGAGGGCCCAGGGCUCAAGCUACUCCUAAAAAGAGCUUUUAAAUUCCAAGAUGCACUUCUUCUGAAGAUGAUAAGAAAUAUUUCUCAACAUGAUGGCUCAACAAAAGAACAAUUUAUCGACUUCAUCGGCGAUUUGGCUAAUGCAGUUUUGAAAUGUCAAGAUGAGGAGUUCGUGGUAGAGGCCUUAGGCAUUUUAGGGAAUCUGACGAUACAUAACUUAGAAUUCCAGCAACUACUGAUAGAUUACGGAAUGUUGGCAUUCAUUAAAAGCAAGCUACAACCAGGUGCUGCUGAAGAUGACAUCAUCCUAGAAACGAUUAUUUUGAUUGGUACUGUCUCUAUGGAUGAUGAAUGUGCUGCUAUUCUCGCUAAGGAAGGAAUUAUACAGACAUUAAUUGAACUGCUUAACGCUAAACAAGAGGAUGACGAGGUGGUUUUACAGAUCGUCUACGUCUUCUAUCAGAUGAUCUUUCAUAAAGCUACUCGUGACGUCAUUAUCAAAGAAACUCAGGCUCCUGCUUACCUUAUCGACCUGAUGCAUGACAAAAACACAGAGAUACGUAAAGUUUGUGAUCAAACUCUGGAUAUUAUCAUGGAAUACGACGAGGACUGGGCCAAGAAGAUUCAAGCUGAAAAGUUUCGAUGGCACAACUCUCAGUGGUUAGAGAUGAUAGAGAAUCGUGCGCAGAUGGAUGAUGACGAAGGGUUCAUGUACGGCGGUGAUGAAGCUCCUUAUCUUGAUGGUGAUCUUCUAGAUAGACAAGAGCUGUUUUACGGUCACCCAGGCUAUGAUGACCCAGUCACGCUCAUGUCCCGUGAAGGGGCAGUCAGUCCUGAUUUCAUCGGUGGAGAACAAGGAGAAUACCUAAUGUAUGAAGAUCAAAGAUAUGAAGGAACCAAUGGCCCCCCUGUCAGUCCAUAUCCAGAUAGACGAAUGAUGAACCCUUACGUGCAAGUACAGUACCCAGGUCAAGAAUAUCCUAAUAAUGGCUACCCAGGGCAAGAUGAGGGAAUUGAAGACUGGGGAAGACUAAUAGGAGAACAAUCAUCCGAUGAAUAUAACCCAAUGCAAGACCAGAUGGUCAGGCCUGGCAGUCGGUAUGGUGGGCGUCCUGUGUCACCUCGCUAUGCAGGGGAUCCAUAUGAAGCAGAAGAGACAGACAUGUAUGGUAGACCGGUUUCAAGAGGACCUCGAGGUGGUUAUGGCUAUAGAUAACAACGCUUCACUACAGGACAAGUACUUUGCUAGGAGAAAGCAUAAAACAAUAAAUCACUCUUGAUCCUAGAGUCUUGUCAUUCUUACUGCACAUCUACGGCGAAAUUGCAUUUUUUGGAGCAUGCGUAUUAAGAGUGACAUGGCUCAAGCUCGAGAUUGACAUGAGAUAAGAACAGUUUAGUGUCUUAAUAGGCCCUUUGCAGUUAACGGUCACGAGUCUGUACUGGACUGCAAAAUUUUUGUUUUUAUAUUAAAUUGGUGAUUCUUUUUAGUACUUGUAAAGA
Messenger RNA from Actinia tenebrosa (Australian red waratah sea anemone), 2980 nucleotides. RefSeq names its product kinesin-associated protein 3. Gene Ontology annotation, biological process: cilium organization; microtubule-based movement. NCBI's taxonomy places the organism in Eukaryota, Metazoa, Cnidaria, Anthozoa, Actiniaria, Actiniidae. Gene Ontology annotation, molecular function: kinesin binding. Gene Ontology annotation, cellular component: ciliary transition zone; axoneme; kinesin II complex. The record is from RefSeq and is a predicted model, not a curated record.